GAGAUUGAUCAAAUAGGCUGGCAAAGUAAUUGAAUCCUCACAUGUGGGAAGGUGAAAUUUUUGGAAGAAAUGGAGGAAAAUCGGUUUAAAUUCCAAAGCUUCAAUCAAAGAAUCGCAACAAUUAAGAUAGAUGUCGCUCAUAGGAUCAGUGAAACUCGCGAAAUUCCAGAGGAUGAGAAAGAAACUUUCUUUCAGGAAACUCUAACGAAAUGGAUAGAUUUGAAUUGUACCCAAGAUUUCACAAAAUUUUAUCAUGAAGUUAAAGGAUAUGUUCAGAAUCUGAAACAGCUUUUGUAUCAUAAAGAGGAGGUAUUACGAAUUCUGUGCAAACAUAUUCAGUCGGAAAAUUCCAAGUGUCUUGAUGCAUUGUUAGAUUUAUUAGCGCAAUUCACACGUGAUUUGCAGCAUGAAGCUUACCAAUAUUUUGAAGAAAUCUACACUGCAUUGACAAAAGUUUUGAGAAGCCGCGAUCCUGAAAUCAUUGAAAAUGCAUUUGUAUGCCUUGCUUAUAUUUUUAAAUAUUUGUGGAGGUAUAUGCUUCAAGAUUCGCAAAAAGUUUAUGGGUAUUACAAGUCAUUGCUUAGAAGCUCCCAAAAGCCAUACAUCCGGCAGUUUGCAGCUGAAAGUAUUGCCUUUCUAGUAAGGAAGUUUAAAAAUAAAGAUGUAUUUUUGGACCUGAUUUUCCAGUCUGUCUGUGAUGAUCCUAGUCUCACAGAAGGAGUUGGUUUGCUGUUAUUUGAAACUAUAAAAGGUGUCAACAAAAUGUUCAAUUCUCAAGCUGCCAAUGUCCUACAAAUGGCCCUGGGUAAGCUUAGCGAAAAAAGCUUUGCAGGUAGCAGCUGUAGCGGCUCUGAGGUAUAUCAAUGCAUUUCUGUCACCUUCCUUGCAACUUGUAAAUACAUUUCAAAAGAAUACUUUGAUCUUCUAUGGAAAGAGCUAAUCUCCCAAACAGAAAUGACCAUUAGAAGACUGGAAAGCAGUGUCACAGAGGAAAUAAAUAUAUCUAGUCAGCAAAGAUUGUUGCAUUUACUGGAGCUUGUUACUUUGGUGGUAGAAUGGAAGUCUGGGGUUUUAGUUGGAACUUUUGCUGAGAAAAUUCUGGAGCUAUUGAAUCAACUUCUGGGUGUGGACUACCCUGUCAUCUGCCAAGAUACAAUAAUUCGGCUCUUCACUCAAGUUAUACAUUGCAGUGGUGUUACUUUACCUGACAAAGAUGUACAGCAGACAAUGACAUUACUUUUUACAAAAAAGUUUGGUGCAAACAAGAUAUCAUAUCUGAUGAAAGAUUGUAGAGCUGGUGGUAAAUUUGAAUCUAUGUCAGUGUUAUUGUUUCUUCUGUAUGUUGGAAAAGGCCUUACAAACACAGAUGUUUCAAAAGAAGAAGCAGAGUCCUUAAUCUUCUCUCUUGCUGAACAUAUUGCAACUAAAAAGGAUCACUUCACUGGUGUUUUCAGCAGCCCAUAUACUGAAAAUGAACUACUGCAUUUCCCUAACAAUGAUGCUGUAUCAGUGUCUGAUGUUUUGCUGGAUAAAAUCAGUACUUUUUAUAGGGAGCAAAAAGCAGUUUUUGAUGCCCCAGAAAAUGAGCUGGAUCUCCUUUGGUCUUGUUUGGUUUGUCUACCAUAUGUAAGGCCACUGUCAGUAGAAAGAGCCUUAGAAAGCCUGCAUAAUUUGGCUAUGCUAUUGUCAACUGCUGUAAUGGAAAAACAAGGAAGAAGUCAUAGAGUCAUAUUUCUUUUUUCUCAAGCCAUCAGAUCAUUUUACAUGAUCAAAUCAGCCCAAAAGUGUAAAUGUGAUGUUGCUUUUGAAUAUGAAGACCUAUGCUGUUUAUUAAGAUUAUACCCAGCAAAUGUACAUUUGCUGCAAGCGUUUGAAAUCUUUAGCGACAAUAUGAAAGAUCAAAAUGAUGAAUUAGCUGUAAGAUUGUUUCAAGAAGUUUUUGAUCUCCUAAAACACAAUUUGUCGUCAAACCUGGCAAUCUUACGAAAACUCACUCUUCUCAUUUUUCUCCAUUUGUCAAAUUCACUUGAAAGUCCGGUGACGCUCAGUCAACAAAGCAUUGUAAUAAGACAGUGUUUAGAUGCUGAGAACAUCCCAGCAGCGUUUGCAAGCUAUCUUAACCGAUUGUUGCAUCUAAGAAAGCUCGUGUACAAGUCGAGCGAAAGCAAAGAAGCAAGGCUUUUCAACAAUGAAAUCUUAGUAAGAUAUCUCGUUGGAAAUCUUCGCAUCAACCUUCGACCAAUGUGGCAACCCGUUAUGGAUGUUAUUAGAACCCAUUCGGUAGAUGAAAACCAAAAAGACUUUUGGAUAGUUUUCAAAGAACUGCUUGCAUUUGCCUUCGAUAAUAACGGGGAGAAAGAUAUGGAGGUUGCUGAUAGUGAUAUGAUAGGCAGUGGUAUUAUAGAGAAAUAUCGACCAUUGGCAUCUGAAACAGAUGCUUUGAGCAGAUCUGAUCACAAUAACUUAUGUUUGCUGUUGUGCCAGACGAUGGAAGAGUUUCCGCAUAUCGUUGAAGCGAAGUCAAGAGAUGUUGUCCCAAUGUUUUUAACAUUUUUAAGCAAAGAAUAUGGGAAAUUCGAUGAUUCAUUUAGGCCAGCGCAAGACCUUUCUUCAAGAAUAAUCAAGAGGUUCUUGGACACAUCGAUGAAGAAGUUGAAGGCCAGGAUGAGCAGCUUAGAGGUACCGAACAUAUUGAGGAAGGUGAAGCGAAAAAAAGAGUUGGCAGGAAGCAAGAAUCAGGAAAGAAACUGA
This is a messenger RNA of Rhopilema esculentum, 2751 nucleotides long. Lineage: Eukaryota; Metazoa; Cnidaria; Scyphozoa; Rhizostomeae; Rhizostomatidae. The record is from RefSeq and is a predicted model, not a curated record.